UGCCUCUGACAGCGCUUAUUAUCGCAUGCAAGAAGCCGGAGGUGGAGGUGGAGAAGAAGCCGAGGAAGAGGGCGGGGGAGACGCGUGUGCGGAGGACGGCAAACGGACAGAGCUAACGAGGACGAAAGACUGCCUCCAGAAGUUAGACGAAAAGCUGCUGGCCGAUCUGUUCAGCUCCGCGUCUCCAUCUUUCUCCUCCCGUCUCUCACCUCUCCACUCGCGGUCUCCCCUGGAUGAAACAACAGCCUGCCAGAGCACACUGUGCAGCCAAGGAGACGAAGAUGGCGCGGGAGAUGAAGAAGUCCACGAGGGUGGGAAGGAGAAACACCGCGAGGCAGAAGAAGAGAGCGGGCGGGGCUCGGCCGAGCCAGACGACGAGAGAAACAAACGCGAGAAACAGGACAGAGAGCCAGGACACAAGCCGGGAGGACGACAUGGAAAACAAGCGGGAGAACGCGGAGCAGAAUCGUCAGAAGAGACAAGACAACAGCAAAGGCACCGUGCCCCGCUGUGUGGAUUCUGGAUGCACUCCGAGGUGUGGGCCUUCCUUCAAGCCAUUCAUCUUGCUCGCCACUUCAAGCGUCCUCCCUCGGACGCGUUUCCCCACCCCGCCGUGGACGACCACACACAGCGAAGACUGAAAUGCGAAGGCCUCGUCUCUCCGUCCUUCUUCCCCGCUUGUUCGUCUCCGGGCUCUUGGUCCUUUUCAACCCCUGUGACGGGGUGUGCUCGCUGCUCUUCUGGUGAGCGAAGGGUCUACAUCUUCGUCUGCAGCGGAUCGCCCUAUAUUCGGGCUCUCCAGGAAGCCUUCACGGUGGCUGGGUUCGCGGACACCGGGCGCAUUGUCGCGGUCCAUCAGAACCCAGACUCCGGAGUGAUGAGCGUGGAAUGCUUGAGAGCGAAGAUGAGAGACGUGCAAGAGAGCGAGAGAGAAGUGCGCGAAGCACGAGAUAAGGAAAACGCAGCAACGAGAGAGACAGAGAGAGAGGAAGGGCAGGAGAGAAAGGCAGCCGACAAGGGUACGCACGAAGAGAGAGGUGACGAAGAGGGAAAACGGAGAUAUUCGUUCGUCAUUGUUGCCUCGGCGGGCCGAAGCGGAACUCUAGGUGGAUUUGAUGAUUUCCUUGCUCUUCGCCAGCUUGCGCAUGAAACGGGAUCGUGGCUGCACGUCGAUGGCCUCGUCGGUGGCUCGUUCAUCUUCCCUAGAGAGAAGCCGUUUCAGGUCCUGUGCGCCGGAAUGGGCCUGGCGGACUCGCUGACGUGGAGCGCGUGUGCGUUUCUCACAGGGUUGGGCGACCCGGCGUCUCCCGUUGCAUUUUUUUGCCGACAAGACGCCGUCCCACUUCUUCUUUCGCUGGGGCACUUACCGCCGACACCGACCUUUGCUGUUGCCUCUUCAUCGCCGUCGAUGCCUUCCGUGGUGGAAGAGCCCUUCGUAUUGCGGCCGUCGCAAGGCGAGGAGAUCGGGUGCGGGUUUCCGUUGUGGUGUUUCUGGAAGAAGUUGGGAGACACUGGCGUGGCCAACCGAGUGCGCCAGGUGUACCUACGGUGCAGACAGUUGUCGCUUCUUCUCUUGCAUUUUCCCAAACGCGUGAAGCCGCCCGCUUUCCCCGAAACGCCAAACUCCAGAGUCGCGACGGAAGAGCGUGCCUACGGGGGCAUGCGUACGUCGGCUUUCGGAGGGAAGCAGGCGGGGGAGAGAAAGGCGAGGAGGCAGAGAGACGAGACAGAAAGCGAGCAGACACAUCGUGGAGAAAACUUCAGGGUGGAGGAAGAUGGUGGAGAGAAAGGGAGAGGCGGGGCAGAGGAGAGAGACGAGAGAAGAAGACUAGCGAGAGCGAGUGCGAAUAGAACGAGCGCAGGAAGAGAACCCAGGGAGAACCUGACGAACGCACAGCAAACCAGAGAAGACAGAGAAGAGUACGGUGAAGCAGAUCCGGAGGAAGACGAAGUAGCCUUUUGGGAUGAUAAGCCGGGGAACUACGACUUGGCUCAUAAACUCGAAGACGACACGAACUUUCUGCGAGAGCACGAAGACGCAGUGGACCAUCUUGUAGACGCAGCACGAGGAAUUCUGUCGAGGGACCCAGAAGCGUUCCGUCGCCCCGUGGCCGCUGAGAAGAGCUCCGGAGGUAGGGGUGUGCCGACACCUCGAAUGCAGGCUUUGGGACGCCUCGAAGGCGGUCUCACGGAUUCGAAGCGCGGAAGAUUCGCCGGCGUGUCAAAACCACUUCAGCGGGAUCUGGAAGCAGGCAGAAAAGCAGGGACAGAGACCCGUGAUUCUUUUUACACUGGAGCUGGCGCUUCUUGGAAUGCCGAGCAGUGUCGAAUGUGUGACUCUUCUGGUGCCUCACAGCUUCGCUGCAACGCCACCAGGUGUAUGUACACUCCGGGUGCGUUCCAUGUGAAGCAGAUGGGGCGCGCACCGAGUUUCUCUGUCUCAUUUUGGUGGAUUCCGCCCUGUCUGCGGGGAGAAGUGUUGUCGAGGGCCACGUUUUCCGCAGCAGCAUGUCAAGAAAUUCGAUUUUUUGUGACUCUGAUUUCCCGUCUCCUCUCUCUUCUUCUUGAGCGUGAGCGCGCGGGUCACAGAAGUGAAGAUCACGACAACGCCGUCAUCAAGGCGCCCAAAGGAAGUUUGGAGGCUGUGAAGGAUUCAAAGGGGUCGCACGACGGAGAAUUCCGUCUUUCCUCCGAUGCGCUGUCCAUUCAGCUCGUGGACGAUGACGGAGCGAGCAACUCAGCCAUUCCAGACGAGAGAGAAGAACAGGAGUGGAAGGGUUGUCCGCGUCGUCCUCCUUUGCUUUCCGUGUGCAUCCUAGACCCGUGUGUUGGCGAAGGAGACCUCGCUGCUCUUCUCUGUCUUAUCAAUCGGCUCGGCAUGCUCCUGAUCGAGACAGGAAAAGCGAAUGCAAGUGAAAGGACAUCCCGUCUUCUCUAGUCGGUUGCUGUAUGCGAAAUGAGGAUUUUCCAGUGUAAGCAUCUCUAUGCGUAUCUGUGCGUCUGCAGAUAUGUCUGGACUCACACACGUAUGCAUAUAUAUAUAUAUAUAUGUAUAUUCAUAUGUGCGAAUUGUCUGAAGAGCGUUGCAGUGCAUGUUGAUACACACAUGCAUAUACGUGCAUAUACGCAUAUGUAUUGAUACCUACCUGCGCCUCGAUUGGUUUGAUGUACAUCCACAAACGUUCUGUCAUGUAGAUAAAAUGUGUGUUUACGACCCUCGUAGAGCUGAGAGGGCAUAUUCAUACCAGGUGAUAAAGUCGUUAUAAGCCAAGGUUGUUUCUGCCCUCAAAAGAGUCCUGUUUCGUCUGAGUGUAGAUCUGUGUAAAUGCAGCUCGUCAAGCGGGCGGGAGGUGUCUCGGCUGCCAGUCGCCUGAGGCUGCAGUGGUGCGGGGACGGCGGGAUUUUACCUGUUGCUUCACAUCCCUACGAGUUGACCGAUAUUCUGUGCGAAAAAGCGAGGAGAGCGGUGCCAGGGAUCAUGAAAUCAGUCUUCAAUCAUGCAGCGUCGAGGACUCCUCUCGUGUUUGCUGUAAGGAUCUGUGCGCCUAGUUUUUCUGCGAAAGAUCCCAUAAAGACAUUUGCACCAAGGAAGUUGACGGAACUAAGGUCUAUGUGGGUCUGAUAGUUCCUUCAAAAACGGUGCAGCCGCGUGUAAGGAAACUGAUCAAGCAAACGAACAUUUUUAUUCCUCUCGGGGCUGAGUAGGGAUCUUCGCUACCUGCGCUUCAACUCCGGUUCUGAGUGUCGCAUAUCCUCGACGUAUGGUUUACCGUCGGGAUGCAACAUCUAAACUCUGAAUAACACGCACCACCGUUCCCGUGUCAGUGCUGGGACGGCGUAUCAUGAACGCACGGUAGGACUAUCAGGCCUCUUAUUCCAAAAU
Toxoplasma gondii ME49 is the source of this 3883-nucleotide messenger RNA. RefSeq lists its product as hypothetical. Gene Ontology annotation, molecular function: carbon-carbon lyase activity; pyridoxal phosphate binding. Gene Ontology annotation, biological process: carboxylic acid metabolic process. The coding region runs from base 26 to 2938 and encodes 970 amino acids. The transcript is spliced from 2 exons. Lineage: Eukaryota; Apicomplexa; Conoidasida; Eucoccidiorida; Sarcocystidae. The record is from RefSeq and is a predicted model, not a curated record.